Messenger RNA from Phragmites australis (common reed), 2343 nucleotides. RefSeq names its product protein tesmin/TSO1-like CXC 6. NCBI's taxonomy places the organism in Eukaryota, Viridiplantae, Streptophyta, Magnoliopsida, Poales, Poaceae. The record is from RefSeq and is a predicted model, not a curated record. The transcript has 8 exons. Gene Ontology annotation, cellular component: nucleus. The coding region runs from base 281 to 2122 and encodes 613 amino acids. Gene Ontology annotation, biological process: regulation of DNA-templated transcription.
AGGAGAGAGAGAAGGGGGGGAAAGACCGAAAGAGCGAGCAGCAGCAAGAGGGGCAAUCCACCCCAACUCUCUCAAAAUCCGCCAUUCCCCUCCGCCGCAAACACGCGCCGAAGCUCGCGGCGGCACCUCCGCCGGUCCUCCAACGCGGGGCCUCCGCCCCGUCUGAUCCGGCGCCGGCGGCCACGAUCUCGCUUCUGGUCCCGGCAGGCCGCCGCGAAUUGGGUUGGCGUUACCGUGGGCGGGGCCCUUUUUUUGAUCUAGUAGCCUCGGGGUUGACUGGAUGGCGGGGAAGGAGCAGAGCGGCGGCGGGCGGCCGCCGGUGCCCGCGGCAUCCAUGCAACCGCCGAUUAAGAAGUUGGUGAGGCAGCUCGACUUCAACUCGGCGGUGUUGGCGGGGAACCCUGCGAUGGCGGCAGCCGCGGCCGCUGUGUCCAGGGCGCUGCAGCCGAGGGCGGUGCCCGUGGGGUUCCCGCAUCCGCAGCACGCGAGGGCUGUGGUGCCGUUGGGGGUGCCGCAGCAGCUGCAGGCGCGGGGGCUGCCGGUGAUGCGCCCGCAUCAAAUGGUGGGGCACGUGCCGCUGCCGCUGCCGCGGCAGGCGGUGUCGGUGUCGGUUCCCGUACCGCAGCUUCGCCCGACGCAGGCGCAGCCAGUGCCACGGCCCCCGGUUGCCGUUCCCUUGAAGCCAGAGUCACCGAAACCGCGGGCAAGACUCUAUGAAGGGAAAGAUGGCACCCCCACGAAGAAGAAGUGCUGCAACUGCAGGAACUCCAGAUGCUUGAAGUUGUACUGUGAAUGUUUUGCUUCUGGUGUUCAUUGUGAUGGAUGCAACUGCACCAACUGUUUUAAUAAUGUUGAGAAUGACGCCGCCAGACGUGAAGCUAUUGAUGCUACAUUGGAGCGUAAUCCAGAUGCAUUCAGGCCUAAGAUUGGGAGCAGCCCACAUGCGAAUCGGAGUAAUGAGGCAUCAGGGGAUCUCCCUUUAGUAGGGAAGCAUAAUAAAGGGUGCCACUGCAAGAAGUCAGGAUGCCUCAAGAAGUACUGUGAGUGCUUCCAAGCUAAUAUACUAUGCUCCGAAAAUUGCAAGUGUAUGGAUUGCAAAAAUUUUGAAGGGAGCGAAGAAAGAAGAACUAUUUUCCAAGGGGAUCAAAAAAAUGCCAUUCACAUGCAGCAAGCAGCAAAUGCAGCAGUAAAUGGUGCCAUUGGGGUUACAGGAUUUCCUUCUCCUUCCACAUCAAGGAAGAGGAAACACAUAGACCCUUCACUUGACCAUUCGAAUAAAGAACAUGUAGUGAACAGGAAUGGCCACCUACCUCAGAAGAAUGCAGUACCUGAUGGUUCACUUCCAAUAAGCCAGUCUGCGCAUCCUCCUACUCUGGGCCCCUUUAAAGUUACCUACAGGCCCCUUUUAGCAGAUAUUGUUCAAGCAGAGGACAUAAAAGAACUCUGUAAGCUUUUGGUGGUGGUAUCAGGAGAGGCUGCAAAGGCAUACACCGGUAGGAAAGCCCAGCAAGAGGUGGUGUCAGAGAAGGAAGAUGAAAGGGGAAGGAAGAAGGAAGAUAAUAAGGGAGGUUCCCUAGCGUCGACAAACCAUGAUAGAGAAGAAAAUAAUCAAGAUCCAGAUAAAAAAGCAUCAGUUGAUGACCGUUCAAACGGAGCACCUCAUACAGACAAAGCUCUUUUAGAAGAAUCCAGACCUAAUUGUGCUGAUGAUCAGAAGUCCAAUAGGCCUAUGUCUCCUGGAACACUAGCACUGAUGUGUGAUGAACAAGAUACAAUGUUUACGACUUCUCAAAAUGUUGUUGCUCAGCAGACGGUUGCUGUUAACGAGAACCAAUCUGAACUGUAUGCAGAACAAGAAAGAUGUGUGCUGACGGAAUUCCGUGAGUGCCUCCGUAAGCUUGUGACAUGCGGAAGAAUGAAAGAGGAAAGGUACACCAUGGCGAUCAAAUCUGAAGUAUCUGGCCAUCCUGGACAGGUAAAUGGUGUUUCUCAAGUACCGCAUUCAAAAGUAGAUGCACCUGCUGUUGUAAAAACAUUUCUGCAGAGUUCCAGCAGUCAUCCUGUAGCUGGAAACCCUGUUACUGGGCAUUUGGACAAAAAACUGAAGCCUGAGAAUACAUAGGUGUCUCAGGUUUGUAUUUGGGGUGUAACAAUGAUCAAGAGAAUCAUGUUUUGCACCCUCUUAACAGGUUGACCAGAUACAUGUAUCAGUCUUGAUCAAUAAUUUAGAUUCUAGAGAGUUCCAAUUUAUUCUCAUUGGUCAGAAUAAGUGUAAUGCUGGAUAGUUAGUUUAGUCAUAAAUGCAUUUAACCUUAUCGUAUUAUCUACAUUUAAUUCCUCUCC